AAACAGAAGGAAACAGCAACUCCGCCGCCGGCGGUAUGCACCACCGGCGGUCGGUCAGACUUCUGCGACUUACGAGGAGACAUCAGGGUCGACCCAAGCUCAUGGACCGUUUACUACGUCGCCACGUCAGAGAAUGAAAACGGCAACACGUCGUCGUUCAGCGUCAGGCCCUACGCGAGAAACGACGAUCCCUACGCAAUGGCGACCGUAAGAGAAUGGUCGCUAAAAAUGGUGCCGCCGAGCGACCCGGAGCUGCCGUUCUGCUACGAAAUUCACGACGCCGCCGGCGUGAUCUUCUCCCUUGCUGGGUACGCCGGACACCGGUUUCACCUCUUCACCGACGUCCUCGUGCCUCUUUUCGCCACCGCUCGGCCCUUCGACGGGGAAGUUGAGCUUUUGGCGACGGACUAUCAGUCGUGGCUGGUGCCCUUGCUCAAACCAAUAACGGGAGCAUUAUCCAGGUACGAAGUGAUCGACAUCGACAAAGAACGGCAGGGCGAAAAAACACACUGCUUCUCAACCCUAACCCUAGGCCUAAAAGGUCGCCACCUCAAAGAACUCAGCAUCAACCCACUCCAAUCUCCAUACAAAAUCAAAGACUUCAUCCAUCUCUUAAGAACCGUCUACUCCCUAAACAAAACAACAACCAAACCCCAAUCACCGGGAGACAACAACAAAUCACCUGCAGCAGUUCCCCGACUUCUCAUCUUCUCUCGAAAGACCGUCCGCACGUUCACCAACCUCCGCGACAUCGCGAGGAUGGCGACGGGCCUCGGGUUCCGCGUCACGGUCGCGGAACCAGCCGCCAUGCAGGAUCUCGCCACGUCGGCGCGCGCCGUGCACUCGUGCGACGUCGUGUUGGGAGUCCACGGGUCCGACCUGACGAACGUGGUUUUCCUCCCGGACGGCGCCGUUUUCGUCCAGGUCGUGCCCAUGGCGCUGGAGUGGUGCGCGAGGACGUUCUACGAGGAGCCGUCGGCGGACAUGGGCGUGAGGUACCUGGAGUACAGGAUCGCGAGGGAGGAGAGCAGCUUGGCCGGGGAGUACGCGGAGGACGACGCCGUUUUCGCCGACCCGGCGUCGUUUGAGAGGAAGGGGUGGGGGGUGUUCAAGUCGAUUUACUUGGAUCGCCAGAACGUGACGAUCGACACGCGGAGGUUUCGGCCGACGCUGCUCAAGGCGCUGGCCAUGUUCUCGCAGCCGAACCGGACGUUCAAUUGGUGA
This is a messenger RNA of Linum tenue, 1224 nucleotides long. NCBI's taxonomy places the organism in Eukaryota, Viridiplantae, Streptophyta, Magnoliopsida, Malpighiales, Linaceae. The record is from the annotation of a GenBank genome assembly.